This is a messenger RNA of Eremothecium cymbalariae DBVPG#7215, 852 nucleotides long. It is a transcript of the gene CAF16, whose product is annotated as putative ATP-binding cassette family ATPase CAF16. The record is from RefSeq and is a predicted model, not a curated record. NCBI's taxonomy places the organism in Eukaryota, Fungi, Ascomycota, Saccharomycetes, Saccharomycetales, Saccharomycetaceae. The transcript has a single exon. Gene Ontology annotation, molecular function: ATP binding; ATP hydrolysis activity. The coding region runs from base 1 to 852 and encodes 283 amino acids.
AUGCAUAUAUCUCCACCAAGCCCCACCACUUCACAGAAGCCUGACACCAUGACUCUUGCCGUUGAAGUGAGAGACUUGACUUACCGGUUCCCCAAUGCUCCCAGUGACUCUCUAACUGGAAUUAACCUAUCAAUUCCGUGGAAGACCUGUACCCUCAUAUGUGGUUCUAACGGUGCUGGUAAGUCCACAUUGCUCAAGCUUCUGAGUGGCAAACAUCUGUGCCUUACUGGCAACAUCAAAGUUGACAACCGUGAUCCCUUCGCCCCAACCAACACAUCAGCAAACAGCGGCCUGAUGAUGACCACCUAUCUGGGCACCGAGUGGUGCCACAUGAGCAUCAUCAACCGCGACAUUGGAGUCCAAGAAUUGCUGGAAAGCAUCGGUCUACAGUACUACAAGGAAAGAGGACUGAGCCUUAUAAAAAUUCUAGGUGUAGACCUCUGCUGGCGUAUGCACCAACUCAGCGAUGGCCAGAAAAGACGUGUGCAGCUAUGCAUGGGCCUACUGAAGCCAUUCAAGGUCCUCCUACUGGAUGAAGUAACAGUAGACCUCGACGUCGUAGCCAGAGCACAGCUUCUUAAAUUCCUACAGCUCGAAACAGAAUCCCGCAACUGCAGCGUCAUCUACGCAACCCACAUCUUUGAUGGCCUCUCCACCUGGCCUAACAGAAUAAUUCAUCUCGCUAAAGGUCAAAUUUUUCACGAUCUCAUGUACACAGAUGAUAUCGAAUUUACUCAGCACUCAGACACGGACGAUAUCGUGAAAAAAACCGACCACAAAUUCAAGAUAGCGAAAACUAAAAGCCUCCACCCAUUGGCCCUAUCAUGGCUCUCUCACGAUGAAGGGAAAUAG